Pieris macdunnoughi is the source of this 3024-nucleotide messenger RNA. NCBI's taxonomy places the organism in Eukaryota, Metazoa, Arthropoda, Insecta, Lepidoptera, Pieridae. The record is from the annotation of a GenBank genome assembly.
AUGGAUCCGAGGGUAUUCUUGCUCCUAGCAGUUUCUGCUGCACUAUGCGGCGUGUCUUCAGCGAAUCCAGCCAACUUUCUUACUCAAACUGUUUAUGGCUUCCUGGACUUUACAACAACAAUAGGAAAUACUGUAAUGGUGUUUUCGCCAAAUUCCGCUCCACCUCCAGAACCUGUGACCGAGAAAUCAGUUCAAGAAAAUGUUAUAGAAACCAAACCACCGCCUAUAACGAGUAUAAAGCCAGAAGCCAUAAAACCAAGUAAAACAACUAGUAAAGAAAAAACAAACAAAGCGCCAACCCCGAUCGUGGCAUCUAGUGCUAUUUCUGUUGUAACGUCUCCACCAAAAGUUGCAGAGAAGCAUGCUAAUGCUCCAAAACCUAUUAUUAAAGAACAAAAGCAAAUAAUUACUAAAGUUGAAGUUUAUGCGGGACCUUCUAAAAUCGUGGAAAAUAACUCUAUGAAACAAACUUCUUCAAAACCCAAUAAACAAGCAACUCAACCAAAUAAAAAAGAAACAAAGAAAAGUCAAACAAUAAAAAGUGUUUCAAAUGUUGUAAGCAGCAAGGUUGAAGGAAAACAAAAUUUAGCACCAUCAAUUGUGAUGAACACAAAGGUAAAUAAAAUUGUGGAAAUAAAAUCCAGUCAAGAAGAACCGGCAAUAUUAGUUACAAACAAUAACAUUGGCGAGCCUGAGUACGAUUAUUUAUCGCGACAACCCUCAGAGUUUGUAGAAGAAACUUAUAGAGUUAUAAACUUACGCCCGUCUAAACCCCUUGGCCAAAAACCUAAAGGACCUAAAACGCGAGUUCACCCACCGACGCCUUCACAAGACGACGAAGAACACCCUCUUGGCCUGGUUACUACCCUGGGAGGAACAAUUGUCAAAGAUGGACUUACAACCGUACACGAAACGAGUGUUAUCGGAACUUAUAUAUCUGGAAAAUAUGCUCAAGUUUUAAACAGUAAUUCAAAAAUAUUACAAACUGGCCAUAAAGGAAAAAUUUCACCAAGCCCUACUCAUAGAAUACUAAAAACGGCAGCGCCUGCAAUUGCAAAAAAUCAUAGACACAAUCUAGAACCAACACCAUCAAUUAGCGAUGAAGAAAAUCACACUAAGGCUGCUAGAAGACAACCCAGUAGUGGUACCUCCUUUAAAAACAGACAUAGGAUUCAAAAUAAUGAAAACGAUAGCACAGAGCCAAUCAAUCAGUCUAAAAAAUUUAAAAACAGAAAUUUACCUUCUGGGCAAAAAACAUUAAGUACACGAUAUGGCCGACCCACAAACACUCCUCAACUGGCAACCGUCUCUGUUUUCAGUGAACCACCAGCACCACCAGCGUUUUCAAAUAGAAGAAAGAACAAUCGAAACUCUGGGCAUAAGACCACUGUUACUCCACCCAGUAGUAAUGAUAGUCAAUCACGACGCGGCUUCAAACCUCGAGUACAGCCAUCAGCAGUUGAGCAAGUCUCGGCUUCUUCAACAAGUGUGUACAAAUUCAAAUUGAAUCGCUCGCCAGGUUCAGGACGUUGGCAAUACAAAACAAGUCCUAAGCCUAAAGUGACAAUUCGAAAAAUGAGUGGUGAUGAAGAGCCAACAACUCCAAAUACAAAUCCACUUUUUGACGACGUGCAAUCGAAUGAUGUUACACCAUUAGCGCGUUCAGAUAACGACCUUGAGUUAUCCGGAUCACAAACUGGUCCUGGCACUCUUUUAGAUAACGAAUCUGAUGACAAUUCUAUUGAAAAACCUCCUCCAGUCGAAACCAUUAAGGUAGAAAUCUCAACUCCAGCAGAUUUUCGCGAUGUCUACUACGAAAUUGCCACUCUUAAGUCUCCAUACACAUUCCAGGUUGGACGCGUUAAAAAUACUCGUAUUAUUACGGUAACAUCGACAAUUGAAAAGCGCAUAGAACCGACAUUAUCCUACAAUUCGCAAAGUUCUCUCAACGAACCGUUGACAGAAAAUAUAUUAGCGACAGCGUCUCCAUAUGGAAAAGAUCACCUAUUGGAUUCCAGCAUAGUCACGUUGCCAGCUAUUACUCUGUCGUCUGAUAUUGAAACACCACCAUUAGAAACGGUGACAGAAACAUUUAGUACUACACAACAUAUGCUUAAGACUCAUAUAUUACCAAUUGUAAGAGAUUCUAACGUUACAAACAGUUUAACCUUCAUUCAAACCUAUCAAGUGACUCGCUUAGUUACUGCAACGAAAACAUUACCACCGUUGGACUUUUUCCAAUUUAUACCGAGCAAGACCCUUAAAGAAUUUAACAGCAGACUCGAUGAAGCUGGUUCAGAGCUACAUUUAGAAUUAGACUUUGGUGAUAGCAACGAAGACGAAGAGGGUGUACCACGCCGCGUAUUUCCAUCAGACUUAGAUCUUGCAAAUAUUGGAUCAGAUUUCGACCUCACAGAAAUUGAUAAAUACAGAGACAACCAUUUAAGACUCAAGAAAGCACAUGGACAAAAUAAAAACAAUCAAGUUACAGAACCACCCCUACCAUCAACACCGGCGUUGUCUCCAGAGCAAGCUCAACAACUGGCUUUACUACGUUUACUUAACCCUGCUGCGGCUGCCCAAAUACCUAAUGUAGUCACCACAUCAAAGCCAGUGCUCAAAUAUGAGACGAUUUACGAAUCACACGUCAUUCCAGUCUUCGAUGGUAAGAAUACGAUCCAGAGUACUAUAUCCCGAGCAGUAGCAACAGUUACCAGGACUGAGUUUGAAGUGGGAACCAGUAGCCUUCCUGCUCUUCCAUUGAACCCCCUCUUCCCUCAACAACAAUUCACAGUGACGUCCACGCCAGUCGUGAUAAAUACAGAAGUGGUAGCCACAAACAGUCAAGUUUUGAAACUGACAUUUGGUGCUAAAACAGUCUACACAACAUUAUUUUCGACUGCAGUCGUACCAACAGUGUUGACCUCAUACGUUACAUCAUCUAUUCCAAUACAAGCUAGUGCUGCGCCUGGCUUCCCUGGAUAUUACCCACCCCCAUAUGCACCCUUUCCUUACGUUGGUUAG